AUGUUUUAUUCAACUGAACCGGAACCCUUUCCAAUUGCUGUAAUUAGUUUAGAAUUAGAGGAUCAGACUGAAGAAAUUAAAAUUUAUGAAGGAGAUGACAUUGAAGAAAUAGUGGAAAAUUUUUGUUAAUAUAAAGGUCUAGAAUAAAAGUAUGUGAAAUACUUGAUUGAUCAGAUAAAUCAAUAAUUAAAAAAAGAACCCUCUCCUAGAUUUGGGGAUAGUUUUGGAUAAAAUUUUAGAACUCAAUAACCAUUAUACUCAAAUCAAAGCUAAUAAAGUGAAGUCUGCUACACUACAUAAGCAAGCAGUGUCGAAGAGAAUUCUGCAUAAAAAAGUUACGAAAAAUGGUAAUAAAUGAUGAAUAAAAAGACUGAUCUCUAAUAAUUAUUGAACAUGUCUUCAAAUACAGUAUAAUGGACUGUUCCUAAUACAGCAAGAUGUAAAUAUUUCAAAUUUAUUAACAUUUUAGCUUUCAACGAAAAUAAAAAAAUUACAGCAAAUGAACGUCUCUAUAGAGAUGGGUUAGAUAUUCAAAAAAAUAAAAAUGAGAAGGCUGAAAUGCUUAAGAUUCAAAAGUUAUAAUAAGAAUCCAAAUAAGCUACAUUUAAACCCUUGAUAUCUCCUAGAUCUAAAUUGAUCACACAAUAGAAAAAAAAAGUGAGCAAACCAGAAAACAGUAUUAAUGAAGAUGCAUUUCAUGCUUAAUAAAAGAGUUAAGUUUAAAAUACUUAGAAAUUAUCAAAUAGAACAUAAGUUCAAACCUAAAAAAGAAAAGAGUCUCCCUUUUAGCCUAACAAAUAAAUUAAUACAAGCAGAAAUCGCUCUCAAAAUAGGUCUGUAACACCUAUUUAUGAAAAGUUAUUCAAAUAAGCUUAGGAAGGUAAAAAAAAGAAGGAAGAAUUUGCUAAUUAAGAGUUUCAAAAGAUAUAUACAUUUAAACCUUAAAUUAAUAAUCCAACUACUAGUGUAGAUCCUGAGAAUUAAAAAAUUCUAGUUUAAAAAUUAGUGUAAGAACAUGAUGAGAAAAGACAAAGAAUUGAAAAGAAAAGGUAAAAAACUCUAAAUUUAUCUUAGGCAUCAAAUGUAAAUGCAAAAUUAACCUACUUUCCAUCCUAAAAUCACCAAAGAUUAAACAUUUAUUAAAGUUAGCAAGUAAAGAGAUUAUGAAGACUCUUAACUAGCUAUUGAUUUAUAAAAAGUUCAAUCUCGUCUAGGGAGCAAAAAUUCAUUUAGUUCUUCUGAAACCAGAAUUUAGUCACAACAAAGUGAACCAACCUUUUUUGAUAAUUAAAUGAUAAAAAUUUUCAAUUUAUUAGAUGGAGACAAGGAUGGUUAUAUAAGCAAAGACAAUAUCGACUUGCAUAAAAUAGAAUUAGAUACAUUAGAAAUUAUCAAAGAUGUCCUAUUUUAUAUAGAUGAUAAUAACAUUAUUGCCGAUUAGAAUUCAUUUAAAAAAAUGUGUUACUCUAACGGAUUACAAGCCAAAUUCAAUAAAUCCUGA
Molecule: messenger RNA, 1501 nt
Organism: Paramecium octaurelia
Lineage: Eukaryota; Ciliophora; Oligohymenophorea; Peniculida; Parameciidae
Source: the annotation of a GenBank genome assembly